AUGGCCAGUUCACCAAAGAGGAAACAGGAGAAUGACCAAUCAGAAACUAAUUCCAAGAAGGUAAAAACUUCGAACGAAGGAACAAACAGCAAUGUACCAGGUGGAUUCUCUGAUUUAGCUCUUCCUCGUUCAUCCACAGAUCUAUCAUCCAAAUCCACUGUACCCUUGGCACUUCCCAUUAGCAAGAUGUCUAAACAAUCCAAAACAGCAGGUAAUGCGUCAACGACCAACGUAUCGCAGCAACAGAAACAAUCUGACCCAAACAAGAUGCAAGACGUUUUAUUCUCAGCGGGUGUAGAUAUCAGAGAGGAGGAAGCUCUGCUCAAUUCAUCUAUUAUUGCAUCCAAGAACAAAAUUAACACCAUGGAUGUGAGAAUUCCAUCACAUCCUCCCUUCUUACAUCCCGAUCAAGUUGCACGAUUUAUGCAACGUGUAGCCAAGGAGCAGCAAAGGAGAACCAGACAGGAUUUUAGCAAGUAUCCGGAAUUGCUAAGUAUGAUGUCAACAGCGUGUGAGACUUAUAUGAGGGACAUUCUUACUAAUGCUCUUGUCAUAUCGAGACAUAGGAGGCGUGCCAUAAAACUGAAUGCAGGGAGAAGAAGUGAAAUAUCAAUGAUACUGAGAAAUAUUGCCCUAAAGGAAAAGAAGGAUGAGGAAAAGCGUGUUAAGAAGAGGAUUGCAUUAGGGUUAGAGAAGGAAGAUUUGGAAAAUAAAAUCGAUUCUGAAGAGACUUUACAUAGAGCAUCAAAUGUUACUGCUGGGCUUAGAGCUGGUAGUAAGAAGCAAUACGGUUGGUUAACGUCUUCCGUAAGCAAACCCACAAAUACUAGUGUGAAAUCUGCAGGGAAAGUAGCAUCUGAUAUUGCAGCUAGAGGAGAAACAGGGUUGAAAUUUAGGGAAGCAAGAGAAGAACCAGGAAUUGUCAUGAGAGAUUUAUUAUAUGCUCUAGAAAAUAGAAGAAAUGGUGUCCACAAUGUUAUAUCAAAGGGCUAUGCAAGAAUUAGAGAUUAA
Molecule: messenger RNA, 1011 nt
Organism: Naumovozyma castellii
Lineage: Eukaryota; Fungi; Ascomycota; Saccharomycetes; Saccharomycetales; Saccharomycetaceae
Gene: TAF4
Product: Taf4p
Exons: 1
Coding region: 1-1011 (336 amino acids)
Source: RefSeq, a predicted model, not a curated record